Rhincodon typus (whale shark) is the source of this 5173-nucleotide messenger RNA. RefSeq names its product protein kinase X-linked (gene prkx). Gene Ontology annotation, molecular function: protein serine/threonine kinase activity; ATP binding. The transcript has 9 exons. Gene Ontology annotation, biological process: protein phosphorylation. The coding region runs from base 1 to 936 and encodes 311 amino acids. Lineage: Eukaryota; Metazoa; Chordata; Chondrichthyes; Orectolobiformes; Rhincodontidae. The record is from RefSeq and is a predicted model, not a curated record.
AUGGCUGAGGCUUUGGUGGAGUUGGGGACUGGAACAUUUGGACGAGUUCUGCUGGUCAAAGACAAGAAGAGCAGAGAAUACUGUGCUUUGAAAGUGAUGAGCAUUCCUGAUGUAAUCCGGCUUAAACAGGAACAGCAUGUGCAUAAUGAGAAAAGUAUCUUAAGCGAGAUCCAUCAUCCAUUUCUUAUAAGGCUAUACUGGACGCAUCAUGAUGAACGGUUUUUAUAUAUGUUGAUGGAAUACGUGCCUGGAGGAGAACUGUUUUCUUACUUGCGUAACCUUGGACGUUUCAACAAUAGUUCUGGACUUUUUUACUCUGCAGAGAUUGUGUGUGCAAUAGAAUACCUACAUGCCAAAGACAUUGUUUACAGAGAUUUAAAGCCUGAAAAUAUUCUCCUGGACAGAGACGGUCAUAUUAAGCUUACUGACUUUGGAUUUGCAAAAAAACUUGUUGACCGAACUUGGACACUCUGUGGGACACCAGAAUAUCUCGCACCAGAAGUUAUACAAAGUAAAGGUCAUGGGAGAGCUGUGGACUGGUGGGCAUUGGGUGUGCUGAUGUUUGAAAUGCUUUCAGGCUACCCACCAUUUUUUGAUGACAACCCUUUUGGCAUUUAUCAAAAGAUUCUUGCUGGAAAGUUGGACUUCCCAAGACACCUGGAUUUCUAUGUGAAAGAUCUCAUCAAAAAGCUUCUAGUUAUUGACCGGACAAGACGAUUAGGGAACAUGAAGAAUGGAGCAGAUGACAUUAAGCGACACAGAUGGUUUAAAUAUGUGGAUUGGGAAUCAGUACCUCUAAGAAAACUAAAGCCACCAAUAGUACCGAAGCUAUCUCACGAUGGGGACACAUCCAAUUUUGAAUCCUAUCCUGAAAAUGAGUGGAAAAAGAUCCCACCUGUUCCUCCCAAGGAUCUGGAAAUUUUCAAGACUUUCUGAUUAUGCUACUAAACAAGAGCACUGAUGAGAAGUGUGACUACAUGGAACAUGCUUGUAAGAAGGAUCGGACAUCAAAUUGCACAUUUUAUUCUUUUGUUUUUGCUACAUGGCCUGUCUGUGCCUAUGAUGACCUCGGCCCAGUUAGCACAUUGAAAGGUUCCAGUCGGAAUCAUGGUUUGACUUCAGUACCAAUCAGUAUGCUGUUACUUAAAGGUGUACAUUAAAGAUUGGAGGUCGAAACUGGAAUUUUCUUUACAUGGAAAUGUGGUAUAGAUAAUGUAAAAUAGAAAAACAGGUUUUUUUUAUAAAAACAAUAUUAUUGCAUGUCCAUUAUGGUACCUGUUUUUAAUAAUUGAAUUCCUGCUUAUUCUAAAAUGUGGUAUUAGCCAGAUUUCUUUAUUAUUAUAAAAUUGCCUUGAUUGACAAGCACAAGUAUUUCCUUACAAUGAUUUAUUUUUAAAGAAAAGAGUUAUUUGUGUUUAUAAAGAUGUAAAACUAGGAUCGUAUCACUUUGUAUAUACAGAUAACUGAAGUGGGGGCACUAUGCAAAUAUAAAAAUCAUUUCUAAGUUUUAUGGUUUUUGUUUUGUAUAGAAUCAGAUUACGGUUUUUAUGAAAGAUAUAUGUAUAUAGAAUUUCUGUUUAAUGGGAUCAUCCUAAAUACCAGCAUUUUGCUAUUCUUUUUCUUACUUGACAUUGUAAGUAUUCGAUGCCAUAGUGCAGAGAGCUCUCAAAUUGCAGAUUCAUUUCUUUUUCUGACCCACGCUUACAAUUUGAAUACUGUAUUGUUCAUUGACAGAGUCAGAAUGCUAACUGAGCCCGUUACCACUUUGUUAGCUUCGAUGUCAUUGAUUAGGAGAAGUGGAGAAAUGGCAAACAUUUAAGGGUUUUAAUUCUAAAACUUUUUAUCUAUUUCGUUCCUUUCUGGAAGUUGUACCAGAAGGCAUAUGGAAUAUUGAGAGGAUGAAGAUGGGAAAGAGAUGGGAAUCAAAACUAGUGAGCUUAAGUGAAUGAAUUAUAACAGGUGGAGUAAAUCUGUCCAAAUCUUGAGUGAAAUAUUGGAAAGGGUGUAUUGAUACAUAUUGUACACCUAUGUACCGGGUUUAAACAGCAAACAGUAAAGGAAGUAAUUUUUGACUUGAUCAUGACGCAAGGUUUCUGUUGUGUUUAUCUCGACAAGUGCUUGAAUGCACUUUUAUCAUCUGUUUAAUUGAUUGGAAUAGCCCCUAGAGAAACAUUAAUUUCUGGCUACUGUUUGAUGCAUCUGACCAUCCUUGUUUGUGAGAUAGGUUAACUUCUUUUUACAGAAUGGCUACAACAUCGGUGGUCAACCAACGUUCUAAAUAACAUUUGCUAUAUUAUUUCUUAAUCAAGAAAGUAGUUGACUGACAUCCAGUUCCUCCACUUCUUGAUUGGCAGCUGUGUGGUUUUCUGUGUUGCUUUAACAUAGUUAUAUUCAACAUCUUUUCUUUUUCAUCUGCCAACCGACCCAAAUCAUUAUGAGGAAUCAUGGCAUUACCACUUUGUGGCAAGUCCCACUCUCAUGCAUGACACAUACUGCCUUAUGUUUUUCUUGAAAUAUCAUAAAGAACCCUGUACAGAUAGUAUCUGAUUCUUGCAGAAUAUCAGCACAUAAACAUCUCCUCAGAAUCACAGGCCAUAAAAAUCUGUUCCUUUUUUAAAUCUGGCUUAUGCACUGAACUUUACAGUUUACAUUUCUUAAUGAUUUUGUCCAAAUGUAUUUACUUGUUCAAGUUUGAUGAAUAAAAUGCUAGACUGAUAAUGAAUGGCUAGCUAUACAAAACUAUAUAUGUGAAAUCAGAGGCUGUAAGUUAAAAUAAGGUAUGUCUACUGUAAAGACAUUUUAUUAUAUAUGUGUAUAUAUAGUGUACUUUAAUUUGUCAGUCCUAAUCAUCCUCGUUUUCUGUGAAUGUUUAUAUAAUGAGAUACUGUUCAAGGUCAAGGUUAAAAAUCAAUCUUCUUUUUUCCCACUAACUAUUUUAUCCAAGAACAAUUUAACAUGUAUGAAUAUUAUAUUCGUAUAGCCUUUAUUAAUGUACAUAGACAAAUUUCUAACUUGUUUUAUGUACUAAAAAAUACUUUAUUUUGGUCUCCUGUUAAAUGUGUGCUCUUGAAUAAUGGUUCUUUUAAAAAAAAGACUUUGGUUCUAUUUUUAACAGGAUUACACAGUUUUGAAGGUAGUGUAAGUUUACAAAGUUCCAUCUUUGCUGUGAUGAUCAUGACAGUUAAUUGUCACCUCACACAACCUGAAAUCCAUGCAACUCACAUCUCGAGGGCAAGCAAAAGAAACAUGAACCAUUUACAUUGGUCAAAAGACCAUGAUGGGCAUGCAUUGAAACUUCCGGUGGUAACCGUUGUAAUUUUUUUAAAAAAGUACUGCAUCUUCCUAUCAACUGACCUCUUGAGGACUUUGGAGUUGUAAGAAGCAGAAUAGACUGCCACCCUGUACAGCUUAUACUGUAUUUGUUAUGUAAUUGAAUUGUAAAUAUUGAAAUACAAAUGUUAAUUGUUGAUGGAAAGCAUUUUUAAUCAAAUGUACUUGUUCUGAAUUUGUUUUACAGGAACUGAUGACAAUCUAACAUUGAAAAGUAAUUGAUAUCAGGGUAUUGGCAUUGUUUAAUUCUUUUCGGUGCUUCAUUUGUUUGCUGUCAACCUAUACCAAUUCAGUCACUUUAAAUCUAAUGAAGAAUUGAAAAUAUUUAGUUUUUUUUUUGAAAGAUUGAUGCUCCCAUGUAUGCCUUGACCAGUGUAUUCUGAUGUAUGAUUGGAAAAAUGGACAUGAGGCCACAAGUCUGUGUUUGGCCAGUGAUCAUUGAAACCAAUCAGUUGUGAACCUGUUAGAGUCCAUAUGUGGUGGAUCAAAUCUGUAGCUUUUAUGUAAAAUAGCAUUGUUACAUCUCCCAUCCAACUUCCUAGUGGCUUCCUGUUACCUAACAAAUACAGCCGGGCCAAGGUUAGCAUACUGUCUUGGCCAAGACUGAGAUCCUCGUUGUUGUAAAGAAGCAGCUUAUUGAGUUUCAUCUUUUAAUUUGUAUUACGUUUUGUAACAAUUUGGACAGUGUUUUGUUGCACAUGCUUCAGGACAAUUAAAUACAGGCCAUUUUGAUUUCAAAGGCAGGACCCCAAAUUCCAAGACUCCAGUCAAUAAUUUGAGAUUAGCAGUGUUUUUACAAGUCCCUAACAGUCAAAAGUUUGCCUUUUCUGUCCAAUGUAGAAUCAUAUGACCUAGGGAUUGUAAUGUGAAAGCCCCUGUGUAUACUGGAAGCUGAUAUCUGACAAGUGGAUUCAUGAACACUAAUGAGGGGAAACCAGUUCUAGUUCAACGAGUUUCUUUGAGUUUUUGUUAAAUACUGAAAGUAACAAAGAACACCAUCAUGUAUCUAUUUGUGGACUGAAUUCAGUUCAGGCGUUGAAAUCCUGGAAACUCCUCCGCUGCUAACUUUAAGAAGCAAGAUCCCUUCUCCUUCAACUGUUACUCUGAUGUUGGCUGAAUAUGUUACAGCAGACUCAAAGCCAAAAGUCUCCCUCAGUUCAAUGUGUGUGAGGAUCAGCCCAGUUGAGCUGCCAGUCAAACCUGCUACUGCCUUUUCCAGGUAUAAGCUCCCUGGAGAUGUUAUCCUCUUGCUGGGUCCAAGUGAAAGGCCAUUGUAGCAUAUUACGUGAGAAUUACUGAAAGCAUUUGCAAGCUUCAUUGUCUUAAACUGAUGUGGUAUGCAAGAAAUACUAUUCUGCCCGAUGUUUCUUCUUUAAUUCACAUUCUAGAAACUUGGUGCUGCGUGGAUUUAGCCUCUGGAGAGUUGAGGUUACCUUAAUAGUACAAGUUUAAUUUAAGAUCUGAAAUUUGCCCUAGGCUUGGGAGUCAUGGCCGUUGCUAUGAAAACUUGAAACAACACGAGAUAGAUCAGUGUUUUAUUUUUUUUUCUCCUGAACUGUCACUUUAAAGUGCAAUCUGUAAAUCAAGUAAUGUAUAAAAACCUGCCGAAACAUGAUGCAGAACAUUCUUCAGCAUUAAUUGAAUGAGGUGUGAUUAUUAACAUUUUCAUCCAAAAUCUGCUUAAUUACUGCAAUUAGUCGAACAAGUUUGAUAUUGUGAAUGAAUUUUGCAGCAUUGUACAGUAACUGAUUUAUUCUUUCAAUUGCUAUAGCAUAGCCAAACAGCUGGGUUUGCCUUCUUGGAUUGUUACUUUUACAAUACCAAAUAAACCAGCGUUCUCUAA